AUGUUCCACGCACGGAACCUACUGUACUGGGUCCAUCCCAGCGCGCGGUCUACCGCCCUGAGAAGUGUGAUUGGCGCCGACGCGAGGAGAGUUGAGACGUGGAAGAGGAUCUCAAAGCCUCCCGGCCAGUCGGCCGAAGCUGCAGAUGUGGGAUCGCCAUUCACACGUCGAGGAUCGCUACUUGAUUCCGCUCAUCAUCGUGCCGAGUGCGUAGGAUCGUUGAUUUGCACAAUGGCCGAUCCUCUUGCAGCCGCACAUGAGCACAACACGCUGGCGCCUAUUCAUCUCAGCCUCGCGAACGAACACCUCCGAGACAUCUUCCUCGCACUCUCCUUUCUCGAUACUCCCUCUCUUGAGCGCCCUCAUGGGUGGUUCAUCCAGGUCAACGGCGUCUGUCGGCUUUGGCGCGAGAUUGCCCUCAACUUUGCCGAGCUCUGGGCUCGCAACGCUGGGUCGUUUCUCUCCCGUCGCAUGGCCGAUCUUGCAAUCGCGCGCGCCGGAAGAUCUCUCCUGAGCUUUGCCGGGCAUUACGAGGAUCAUGAAGGUCCUGGCUACGUACUCACGAAGUAUCAACUGUCGUUAGUCGAAGCGCACGCGAAGCGUCUGCGAUCGCUCGUUCAUGAUGAUUAUGUUGAUUGGUUUCGAAUGUUCAAUCGAGUCCGAGCCUUUCCCGAGCUGGUGACGGCGAGGAUAUGGGAUGACUCUGGGCCAUACAUGUGGAACGAGCACAUAGACACGCCCAAGCUUGAAUGCCUAUAUCUGAAUAACGCGUCGUUACAUGCGCGUGGACAUGGAUAA
Molecule: messenger RNA, 798 nt
Organism: Peniophora sp. CBMAI 1063
Lineage: Eukaryota; Fungi; Basidiomycota; Agaricomycetes; Russulales; Peniophoraceae
Source: the annotation of a GenBank genome assembly